Molecule: messenger RNA, 1177 nt
Organism: Phalaenopsis equestris
Lineage: Eukaryota; Viridiplantae; Streptophyta; Magnoliopsida; Asparagales; Orchidaceae
Product: AT-hook motif nuclear-localized protein 10-like
Exons: 6
Coding region: 16-753 (245 amino acids)
Molecular function (GO): minor groove of adenine-thymine-rich DNA binding
Source: RefSeq, a predicted model, not a curated record
CUGCCGAGCUCCGCAAUGUCCGGCGCGGCCGGGGCUUCACCGUCGCUGGUGCAGGAAUCUCCCAGCUCCUCGUCAAGGAAAAAGGAAACCAAAGCUUCCAACUCUUUAGCUAGGAAAGCUCAGUUAACUGCUCUGGGCAAUGCUGGACAAGGGUUUACACCACAUGUUAUUACAGUUUCAGCUGGAGAGGAUCUGGUCAACAAACUUGUUUCGGUCAUGCAACAAGGGAAGAGGGCAGUUUGUGUUCUUUCUGCCACUGGUUCUAUUUUAAAUCCAUCCUUCCGCCAGCCAGCUUCGUCAAGUUCCAAUGAUACAUAUGAUGGCAUGUUUGAUAUCAUUUCCCUUUCUGGUGCACUUACAUAUGCAAAAGAUGGCGGUACAGUUUCAAGAACUGGAGGACUAGGUAUAUGCCUUUCUGGUGUGGAUGGCCGUAUUGUAGGUGGUGGUGUUGAGGGACCUUUAAUUGCUGCUGGUCCUGUUCAGGUGAUUGCAGGCUCCUUUUUGAUAGAUAUUGACAGGAACUUCAGUGCCUCUAGAAAAGAAGAUGAUUGCACAAACAAACUAUCAACUGAAGCAGCAGCCCGCGCGACAUUUCCCUCUUUUGUUCACGUGGAAUCGAACUUAGGGUCUCUUAGAAGGGUAACUUCAUCUCGUGGAAGUGAAAAUUAUCAACGCAUGGGUGAAAGUUAUCACUUGUUUCCCUCACGGCCCCUGUUUCCCUCACCUGACUGGGACGGGCCAGCAAAUCCGUAGAACUACCGGAUUAUGCCAAUCUUUGGAUGACGAAGAUACUCAGGACUAGUGUUUGUUUGCUUUUUGUAGUCUUGCAUCUUUUGAAAUCCAUUAGCUUGAUUUUGCCUAAUGAAGGCUAAAUGUACAUAGAAAGCCUCGUUUUGCCUUAUCAAAUUGUAGCCCGGUCUUUCUAUGUAGCAAUCUAAUUGUGCAGGUGUUUUUAUCCUUUUGUUGUGCUGAACUGCUAAUUGCAGCUAUUUAAUAACAACACUUAAUUUUGAUGCUCUUCUUUGUGAGAGCAAUAUAUUUUUUUGCAUGCUGUAAUUUUUGGGAUCAUACAGGAAUAACCAUGGAUGGCAACUACAUAUUUGAGGCGACUUAAAUGGAUGGAAUCAUUUUUAUUUGAUUUGUUGAAUGGAAUUAAUGACAAAAAUAGCUCAACAUA